Molecule: messenger RNA, 631 nt
Organism: Musca domestica (house fly)
Lineage: Eukaryota; Metazoa; Arthropoda; Insecta; Diptera; Muscidae
Product: death-associated protein 1-like
Exons: 4
Coding region: 207-500 (97 amino acids)
Biological process (GO): cellular response to amino acid starvation; apoptotic signaling pathway; negative regulation of autophagy
Molecular function (GO): death domain binding
Source: RefSeq, a predicted model, not a curated record
AAAAGACAACAACAAAAGAGAGAACGAAUAAUUAGAGGAAUAAAAGGAAAAAAUCCAUCCUAUCAGCAGAACGCAAGUAAAUUGCAGUCGUGUCAAAAAUACAUUAAAGUUGUGAGCUUAUCAGAGUCGAGUACUCCACAAAUCAAUUUCGUCACAAAGACGCAAAAGUUAAUAUAAAACGAGAACAUUUCUAAAUAAUAAAAAUCAUGGCUGAUGAAGAGCAACCUCAACUUUUGGCUGGUCAUCCACCGGCAGUUAAAGCUGGUGGCAUGCGUAUUGUCCAACACAAAACCCACAACUCGGAACGUCCAGCCAAAGAUGCCGAAGAUUGUACCGGUUUGACGCAACCCGUUAGUGUCAAUACCAUGUCGGUUAGUGGUGCUCCGGUAAAAGGCAAUGUGGAUUACACGACCGAGGCCGUUCAGGUGGCCCAUACCCCAAAACCACCAAAUCAUGUUUCGGUCAAACAUCCCAUAAACAUUCAACAGCCUCGCAAGUGAAUUUGAAGUCCAUUGGUGGGUUUGUUCGUUUCCGAGAAACACAUACAGAACAAGAAGAUGGCCUACACCUAAAUGGAACAUUUAUUUUUAGACAAAAGCUUUUUUUGAAAAAUACAUUCCUUUCAUUCAUA